AGUACUGUCUGAUAACAUUGUGUGGUAAGGAUUGGUGCAAGCAUCUCGCAAGCAACUUCCUGUCUUUCAGUUUGAUACUCAUCAAUUCUUCUUCUCCUUUGUCCGCAUGACUCCAUUUUCUCUACUCUGUUCUACACAUCUCUCACUGUCUCUUCCCCUGGAGUAACAGAACCACGUGCAUGCAUCAUGGCUUCACCAAUCCUUAAAUUCCCAUUUCUUUCUCACACCACUUCCCUCUCGAAGCCUCUCGCCCUUUAUCCCCUCUCCCUCACUCCUAAACCAAGAAAAGCCUCGAGGCCAAUACAUGUAAAGCAGCAGCAGCAGCAGCAAGGGUCUAUUAAGUGCCAUGCAGUUACAGAUCUUACAAGUGGUAAUACUGUACCUUCAUCAAUUGAGGAUCAGAGUAAAGGAGAGGAUAAUGAUGAUCACUUAGUGCUUGUGGGUCCUUCUAGUGAGGAGGAAAGGAGAGGAGAAAGAGAGGUGGCAGACUAUGAUUGGACAGAAGAGUGGUACCCACUUUAUCUUACCAAGGAUGUACCAGAUGAUGCUCCGUUAGGCCUAACUGUGUUUGAUAAGCAGGUAGUGUUGUAUAAAGAUGGACAGGGUGAACUUCGCUGUUUUGAAGAUAGAUGUCCCCACAGGUUAGCUAAACUAUCAGAAGGUCAGUUGAUAGAUGGAAGACUCGAAUGCCUAUAUCAUGGUUGGCAAUUUGAGGGGGAGGGCAACUGUGUCAAGAUACCUCAGCUUCCUGCAAAUGCUAAAAUUCCUCAGUCAGCUUGUGUCAAAACCUAUGAGGUGAGGGAAUCCCAAGGAGUGGUGUGGGUGUGGAUGUCCUUGAAAUCACAACCAAACAUAAAUAAACUACCCUGGUUCGAGAACUUUGCCAGGCCAGGUUUCAAAGAUUCUUCCGCUGUCCAUGAGCUUCCCUACGAUCACUCCAUACUUCUUGAAAACCUGAUGGAUCCAGCACAUAUUCCAAUCUCACACGAUAGGACAGACCUGUCAGCAAAAAGGGAAAAUGCCCAGCCACUACGUUUUGAGGUGACUGAACGUACUGACCGGGGAUUUGCAGGCUGGUGGGGAGGGGGAGAUGCUCAAACAUUGCCAAACUUCUUACGGUUUGAAGCCCCUUGUGUCCUAUCCAAUAACCGAGAAUUCAUUGAUAAGAAGGGGGUGAAACAGUACUUCUCUGGCCUCUUCCUAUGCAGACCAGCUGGACAAGGAAAAUCCAUGCUUAUUGUGAGAUUUGGAGGAACAGCGAUGCCUCAAAUAGCAAAUUGGAUCCCCGAAUGGUUCUUUCAUCAGAGGGGAUGCACAGUCUUCGAGCAAGAUAUGGGAUUUCUGUCAUCCCAGAACGAAGUUUUAAUGAAAGAAAAGGUCCCAACAAAGAAAUUGUAUCUCAAUUUAAGGUCUUCAGAUACAUGGGUAGCAGAAUACAGGAAAUGGAUGGACAAAACUGGACAUGGAAUGCCUUACCAUUUCGGGCACAACACCAUUUCCUUACCUGAAUUACCAGCUGUUGUAGAACAUGCACCCGCUGGUCUUGUUGCUGGCGUUUCAGCUUCUUUCCCAGCUAAGGGUGGCACUGGGACGAUGCAUGCUCCCAAUUUGGCCAAUCGAUAUUUUCGCCAUGUUAUUCAUUGCAAAGGAUGCAGUGGUGCUCUCAAAGCUUUCAAUAGUUGGAAAAGAGCUCUUUCUGCCAUAUCUCUUGCAUUGACUGCAUUAGCUAUUCUAGUGUCUGGAAGGCAGUGGAAAGCUGCCCUCUUAGUUUCAACAAGCUUAUGCUUGGCCGGAGUUUUCGCAUGCUCAACUCUUAUCAAAAUGAGCACAACAAACUUCAUAAGAACACAUAGGAGAUUCUGAGCCAGCAAACUGUAAUCAUCUAGUAUGUUUCUGUAGUUUUAGCACAGGAAGAUUAUAGAACUACAUUUACAACCUUGAAUAGUUCUAUUUAGUAAAUUAUAGGUGUUUUGCCCUGUUUUCUAGUCAUUAAGUUACUGUAUUUUCACCUUUUUUGCUCGUUUUUCUAAAACUCAAGUACAUUCAGUGCAUA
Molecule: messenger RNA, 2053 nt
Organism: Populus euphratica (Euphrates poplar)
Lineage: Eukaryota; Viridiplantae; Streptophyta; Magnoliopsida; Malpighiales; Salicaceae
Product: protein TIC 55, chloroplastic-like
Exons: 3
Coding region: 187-1863 (558 amino acids)
Biological process (GO): protein targeting to chloroplast
Cellular component (GO): chloroplast; cytoplasm
Molecular function (GO): chlorophyllide a oxygenase activity; 2 iron, 2 sulfur cluster binding
Source: RefSeq, a predicted model, not a curated record